UGUUUCGACCGCGUGCAAUCUGUUCACUCUCUCUAUCGCCGCUCUCUCUCCUCCCAUUUCUCCUCUUUAUUUCGCCCCCAUUCUUCACUUUUCUCUUCACCCUUCUUCACGCUAAGCUUUACCCUUCUCCAACGUUGACCCCAAAAAUCCUCCACAGAUCUGAUGUUCUAGCACUUCAUUUUCACCUCCCAAAGAUCUGCUAUUAUUAUGCGCUUGGACUGAAAAACCCAUGGCGUCGUUGUUGGAAAAAAGCGACGAAUCUAUUCAAAUCAGGGAGGUUUGGAACUAUAAUUUAGAGGAAGAAUUUGGUUUAAUUCGAGAAAUCGUUGAUUCAUAUCCUUAUGUUGCUAUGGAUUCAGAGUUUCCAGGGGUCGUAAUUCGUCCAGUUGGGACUUUUAAAAAUAUUACAGAUUUUAAUUACAAGACCCUAAAAGAUAACGUUGAUAUGUUGAAGUUAAUCCAACUAGGUUUAACUUUUUCCGAUGAAGAUGGGAACUUGCCUACUUGUGGGACAGAUAAGUUCUGUAUUUGGCAGUUUAAUUUUAGGGAGUUUGAUGUUGGAGAAGAUGUUUAUGCUAGUGAUUCCAUAGAGCUUUUGAAGCAGUGUGGAAUUGAUUUUAAAAAGAAUAGUGAGAUGGGUAUCGACUCAGCUCGAUUUGCUGAGCUUCUUAUGUCGUCUGGGAUUGUGUUGAAUGAUUGUAUUAAGUGGGUUACGUUUCACAGUGGAUAUGAUUUCGGGUACUUGCUAAAGUUGUUGACUUGCAGGGAUUUGCCCGAAACGCAAGCCGGGUUUUUCAACUUGAUCAAUAUCUAUUUCCCUAUGGUGUAUGAUAUUAAGCACUUGAUGAAGUUCUGUAAUAGUCUUCAUGGAGGUCUUAACAAGCUUGCUGAGUUGUUGGAGGUUGAAAGGAUUGGGAUUUGUCACCAGGCUGGGUCGGAUAGUUUGCUCACUUGUUGUACAUUUAUGAAGUUGAAGGAGAAUUUCUUCAAUGGCAGCACUGAGAAGUAUUCUGGUGUUCUUUAUGGGCUGGGCGUCGAGGAUGGUUAAGGUUAUGCUUGUUUUUAACUCUUUUUAGUUAAAAAGAAAUAACCUUUACCAAAAAAACCAAGCCAUUGUUGAAUUAUAUUAUGUCUGAUUUAGUCUGUUGUGGAGUUUCCAAUUUGUAUUUGUACACAAUUUAGUUGAAGGGUAUUGUUCUUAAGCCUGUAAGAAGGGUGUCGGUCACUUUGUAGCUUGUGUAGUAGAGUCAAUCAUAAUCGCUGUAACGGAAACCUUUGCUCUUUUAGGAGCACGAGUUCUCUGUAAAUUAGAACAGUCAGUUGUUCAACAUGAAUCUAAUCAUGCUUACCUUCUUUUCA
Spinacia oleracea (spinach) is the source of this 1359-nucleotide messenger RNA. RefSeq names its product probable CCR4-associated factor 1 homolog 7. Gene Ontology annotation, molecular function: poly(A)-specific ribonuclease activity; nucleic acid binding. NCBI's taxonomy places the organism in Eukaryota, Viridiplantae, Streptophyta, Magnoliopsida, Caryophyllales, Amaranthaceae. Gene Ontology annotation, cellular component: CCR4-NOT complex. The record is from RefSeq and is a predicted model, not a curated record. The transcript is spliced from 2 exons. The coding region runs from base 230 to 1048 and encodes 272 amino acids.